Messenger RNA from Drosophila teissieri, 924 nucleotides. RefSeq lists its product as uncharacterized. The coding region runs from base 73 to 564 and encodes 163 amino acids. The transcript is spliced from 3 exons. Lineage: Eukaryota; Metazoa; Arthropoda; Insecta; Diptera; Drosophilidae. The record is from RefSeq and is a predicted model, not a curated record.
GGCAGCAAUCAAAGCAGCCGCUUCGUCGGAGCCUUCAACACCUCAGCACCUGGGACUCUAGCCACUAGCGACAUGGAUAACCGCAGUUUGCUGCUGAGGCUCUCGAUUGUGGUGGCGCUGGUGUUGCUGCUCGUCUGCGUGCCGGAAACGGAUGCGGGGGGCCACCAGAAGAAAAAGAAAAUCGUGAUCCACGUGCCCAUUCACAAGAAAAUCGAAAAGCACAUACACACUGUGGUGAAACACGUGCACCACCACCACAAGCCGCUCGUCCUGAAGGAGGAGAAGAAGGUGAUCCACGAGGACCAUCGACCCAUCCAGAUCCACCAGACCAAGGAGCACAUUCACCACCACGAGAAGCACGAUCAUCACGAUCACCACGACCACCAUGAUCACCACGAUCACCACGAACACCACCACCCACUUCCGCCUCCGGUAGCGCCUCCAGUCCUGCCGGAACUCGAGGAGGAAGAGGAGCACAUCCACCACCACCACAACUACGAGCACAGAGGCGGACUGCGGGACGACUUCAUCGGCGGCGACGGGAGCAGCAGUGAGGAGCGCUGACUAUGCAGCGCCCAAGUGGGGGCGCAGACUUACCGGAGGUGGUAGACGUGGACCGAUCGAUCGAAUCAACCCGGCUCCUUGUGAUUCCCUAGAUACAUGGGCACCCUUUUUGUUUGUUUUUUUUUUUUGUAGCCUAAUCUUAGUUUAAGUGUAAAGGGAAAUAAAGAUAAAUCGGAGGAACAACUUAGUUAUAGAGAAAUGUGAAGGGCAUCCAAAGCCAAGGUUACUCAUAUUUGGUUUUUAGCUUUGCCAUUAUUCAAUAAGUUAGGCUCUACGAAAUGUAAUAAAAGGGGACUUGGUAGUUUUUGCCGUUAAAACAAGCAUGUUUCAGAAUAAAACUUAAUAUUCAAAUAGUAUUAA